Suricata suricatta (meerkat) is the source of this 1423-nucleotide messenger RNA. It is a transcript of the gene IMMP2L, whose product is annotated as inner mitochondrial membrane peptidase subunit 2. Gene Ontology annotation, cellular component: mitochondrial inner membrane peptidase complex; membrane. The transcript is spliced from 8 exons. The record is from RefSeq and is a predicted model, not a curated record. Gene Ontology annotation, molecular function: serine-type endopeptidase activity. NCBI's taxonomy places the organism in Eukaryota, Metazoa, Chordata, Mammalia, Carnivora, Herpestidae. Bases 127 to 738 code for a protein of 203 amino acids. Gene Ontology annotation, biological process: mitochondrial respiratory chain complex assembly.
UGGAGGGCGGGGCCAGCGCGGGGACUUCCCCAGGGCUGAGCUGCGCAGCGGGGUUUUGGCCAAAUUGGGCGAGGGCACAAAAUAACCACUUACCCCUUCUCACCGAGGAAGAACGGGAGAAAGGGUAUGGCACAGUCGCAAGGCUGGGUGAGAAGAUACUUCAAGGCCUUCUGUAAAGGCUUUUUUGUGGCGGUGCCCGUGGCUGUGACUUUCCUGGAUCGGGUGGCCUGUGUGGCCAGAGUGGAGGGAGCGUCAAUGCAGCCUUCUUUGAAUCCUGGGGGGAGCCAAUCAUCUGAUGUGGUCCUUUUGAACCACUGGAAAGUGAGGAAUUUUGAAGUACAGCGUGGUGACAUUGUGUCAUUGGUGUCCCCUAAAAACCCAGAACAGAAGAUCAUUAAAAGAGUGAUUGCUCUUGAAGGAGAUAUUGUCAAAACUAUGGGACACAAAAACCGGUAUGUCAAAGUUCCCCGGGGUCACAUCUGGGUUGAAGGUGAUCAUCAUGGACACAGUUUUGACAGUAAUUCUUUUGGGCCGAGUUCUUCUGCUUCAGUCUCUCUCUCCACUGUUGGCUGUGAAGUUCCCUACAUCAUGCUGCUGCUCUCAGGUUUAGGCUUUCCUGUUUCCUUAGGACUUCUGCAUGCCCAUGCUACACAUAUCCUGUGGCCUCCAGAGCGCUGGCAGAAAUUGGAAUCUGUUCUUCCUCCAGAGCGCCUACUAGUUCAGAGCGCAGCAGAAUGAUGGCAUGGGUCUCCCUCAGCUGCUGACAUUGGGAGACCAACACCACCAAUCACAGGAAAAGAGAUGGAGAGGAUGAACCUUCAAAAGGGCAAAGCUUGUUUCAAAUGAGAUGAUUUAUAUUAUUAAACAGUAUUAAAUAUCAAUUGAUUUUGUGCUUAAUUGUAAUACCCUAUUGUUUAAUGCCAAAAAAUUGCAGACCUUUGGAAAUAGGAAAAUCUUUUUCCCAGUUCUUACAGGGGAUAAAUUUGAGAAUCUUUGUAUGUAUACUUAUCCCAUUGAUGGGUUUUAAUUUUGGUGCUUGCUGGUGAAAGAAUAUGAAAAUUAAUAUUUGAUGAAAGUAAUUAAGUAAUGUCACUUAAGAUGAAACAUAUAGUGAGGAAAAUUAUAUCAUGUGACCAUAUUUACAAUGCAGUGACCGACAGGAGGAACAGUAAACUGUGAUGUAAAAAUAAAAUACUGAUUUGCUCAGGUACUGUUUUUGGGUAUUUAUCAUUUAACCUGUAUCUCCAUUAAUGAGGAAUAUAUUAUAUUGUUCUUGGAAACAAGGAAUUAAUGUAAUGGAGAACCAAUUCUAUCAAUACUUCCAUACAAGUAAACCUUUCUUACUGGCCCUUUUUAAAUCCAAAACUUCUGAGUGAUCUCAUGCCUGUUCACACUGAUGAAUAAACUUAUUGAUCAGUAUUCA